This is a messenger RNA of Populus trichocarpa (black cottonwood), 1293 nucleotides long. Its product is annotated as pleckstrin homology domain-containing protein 1. NCBI's taxonomy places the organism in Eukaryota, Viridiplantae, Streptophyta, Magnoliopsida, Malpighiales, Salicaceae. The coding region runs from base 147 to 599 and encodes 150 amino acids. The record is from RefSeq and is a predicted model, not a curated record. The transcript has 2 exons.
AGAGAUAAAAAAGAAAAGAACAUUGUCACUCUAUAAAACCGACAAGCGAGGAGAAAAUUAGAAAAAGAAAACCCUUCCCUUCCUUUCUUUCCCACCUCGAUUUCGUCAAUAACUGGAACUCUCUCUCCUUCAAAUCCGAACCCCCCAUGUCACUCUCUGACUCCAUGGCAUCUCUCUGGCGUGCCGCGACGGCCCUAACGCAAACCCAAUCAACCCAAACGGACGGGGUCGAGUUCUGGUCGAACCCAGAACGAACAGGGUGGUUAAUGAAACAAGGGGAGCACAUCAAGACAUGGAGACGCCGGUGGUUCAUUUUAAAACAAGGGAAGCUCUUCUGGUUCAAAGAUUCCACCGUGACUCGUGUGUGUAAGCCACGUGGCGUCAUCCCAGUUGCCUCUUGCUUGACAGUUAAAGGAGCGGAGGACGUGCUUCAUAAACAGUACGCAUUCGAGUUGUCUACGAGGAACGAUACCAUGUAUUUUAUUGCAGAUUCUGAGAAGGAAAAGGAGGAUUGGAUCAAUUCAAUCGGACGGUCUAUAGUUCAGCACUCGAGAUCGGUUACUGAUUCGGAGAUCGUUGAUUAUGAUAGUAAAAGAUGAUUGUGAUCAUGAUUGGUGAUUAUGGUAUAGAAAUAUGCUAAGAGUAUUGCUGGGUGUCCCAGGUUAGACUGAUAUUAUUCAGGUAGUGGUACGUUUCUAUCUUCAUCUCAGUUAAACUUAUAUUUUAUGGUUCUUUUUUACUGUAUUCUGAGAUUUUUACAAGCAAUAGUUGCAAGUGAUGUAUAUUUUGAAGGUGGUGAGAGGUAUAUUGAAGCAACAAAGAGACACCAUUACUUCUUUAAAGAUGCUGAGCUACUUUGAAAUUCUCUGCAGAUGCUGCAAACUGGAGAAAUUAUCUUCGCCUGCAGAAAACACUGAAAUGGCAACCAUUUCUAUCUUAUAAAAAAUAACGUCGCCCUGGUUGAAGGUAUGCUUUAGUCAAGAGGCUCAGGUGCAGAAGCAUCCAUAAAAACUAACUGAUACGCCCAUGCUCUAGAAGAGGCUCACUAGAUUAGAAGCAGAUUGUAAUGUUGGAACGUCUUUCUAGUGUUAAAAUACAGAAUGUUUGACAGGCUUUCCUUGUUCUCCUGUCAUGUUUAAGAAAUACCUUUGAAUAGAGCCUGCUAGUUACCCAAAAUAAUGCAUUUCCUUGGAGCUUCAGUUGAGGCCUUUUCAAGUUUGCAAUUAAAGUAGCACUGUCCCCUGAUACGUCAUUAUUACUAAUAUUACGGAAGAAAGGAUUAUUUCUUGCAAA